GAACGAAGCGACGGACGGUAAGCAAAGGCAGUCGUCAACAAAAGUCUCCGCACUGCAGUCCACAUCCGACAGCACCGCACCGACACAAAUCUCCUCUCACGCAGUCUCACACACCGGCACCACUCUGCCACUCGCUCUCGCGGAGUGAAGGCACGGGAAAGAGGGGAAAGGGGAUCGGAUCGACCGGCGAUGAGGAAGACGGUGGUGGGCUCCGCCUCCACGGGGGGAGGCUGGCCGUGCGGUCUGAACCUCAACGUGGUGUUCCUGCUCUCCAUGGUGGCCACCAACCUGCUCUCCCUCUACCACCUCUCCAUCCGCGCCUCCCCCACCACGCCGGCGCUCCAAUCCGGCUCCGACUUCGACCAGCAGCAGGUCCUCCAGCAGCUCAGCGCCAUCCGCGCCACCGUCUCCCACCUCCGGUCCGCCACCCCUCCCCCGGCCCCCGAGCUCGUCCUCUACUCGCGCCUCGCCCCCGUCGCCUCCGCCUGCUCCGCGCACCCCGACCUCCUCCACCGCUUCAUGUCCUAUGUCCCCUUCGCCGCCUGCCCCGACGACGUCCACACCCUCGCCGAGCCUCUCAUCCUCCGCGGCUGCCACCCGCUCCCCAGGCGCCGCUGCUUCUCCCCGACGCCCGAUGCCGGAUCCGUCCAGCUCCCCACAGACCCCUUCGCGCCGCUCCCCGACUCCGCCGUGCGCUGGCCGACGGACGCCAAGAAAUGCAGGUCCUUCUCUUGUCUGCCGGCGUCGCUCGGGUUCGACGUGGCGCGGACGGAGGCCGGCAAGUUCCUCCGGUCGCUGGGGCCUCUGGACCUGACGGUGCCGCAGCUGCUGCGUCUGGCGUCGAUGAGCCGCGCGGGGCCCAUCCGGCUGGGGCUGGACGUGGGCGGCGGCACUGGGACGCUGGCGGCGCGGCUGAAGCGGGCGGCGAACGCCACGGUGCUGACGACGACCAUGGACCUGGGCGCGCCCUACUCGGAGGCCGCGGCGGCCCGCGGGGUGGUGCCGCUGCACGCGCCGCUGCAGCAGCGGUUCCCCGUGGGGGACGGGACGAUGGACCUGGUGCGAGCGGGGCACGCGGUGAACCGGUGGAUCCCGGAGCCGGCACUGGAGUUCCUGUGGUACGACGCGGACCGGGUGCUGCGCCCGGGCGGGCUGCUCUGGGUGGAUCACCUCUGGUGCCGGAAGGGCGACCUCGACGGCGUGUACGCAGCCAUGCUGCGGAGGCUGGGCUACAAGACCAUCAAGUGGGCCGUCGCCGACAAAACCGGCAUUGGCGCCAAGGACGAGCUCGUCUACCUCACCGCGCUGCUGCAGAAGCCAUUCUAGCCAGGCUGCAGAUGUGGACACAUGCUUAUCUGAUAUCUGCAAGUGUUGGGAGCUUUUGUGAUUCAUCCAUGGUCGCACGUUCACGUUCCUUCCCGCUCAAGUGCCAUAUGCUGUCGAUGUGCAAGCAACGAUUUGCAAAAUGCAGUGAUGUGCAGGAAGGUUGGAAACAGUUACCAUUCAUUUUUAAGAGAUCUUUCAACGA
Aegilops tauschii subsp. strangulata is the source of this 1528-nucleotide messenger RNA. RefSeq names its product probable methyltransferase At1g29790. The record is from RefSeq and is a predicted model, not a curated record. Gene Ontology annotation, molecular function: S-adenosylmethionine-dependent methyltransferase activity. Lineage: Eukaryota; Viridiplantae; Streptophyta; Magnoliopsida; Poales; Poaceae.